Molecule: messenger RNA, 2050 nt
Organism: Brassica oleracea var. oleracea
Lineage: Eukaryota; Viridiplantae; Streptophyta; Magnoliopsida; Brassicales; Brassicaceae
Product: respiratory burst oxidase homolog protein B-like
Cellular component (GO): plasma membrane
Molecular function (GO): calcium ion binding; peroxidase activity; NAD(P)H oxidase H2O2-forming activity
Source: RefSeq, a predicted model, not a curated record
AUAAUUGCUUUAAGUGCUUCGUCUAACCAACUAUCAAGGAUUCAAGAAAAGGUAGACGAAUAUGCUGCCUUGAUCAUGGAAGAACUCGAUCCCGACAACCUUGGAUAUAUCGAGCUGUACAACUUGGAAACAUUGCUUCUCCAAGUUCCAAGCCAAUCGGACAUCAGUCCAUCAUCCGAGAACAAGCGUGCCCUCAGCAAGAUGUUGAGCCAGAAACUCAUACCAACAAAAGAGAGAAAUCCGUUGAAAAGAUUUGCCAGAGAUAUAAAAUACUUUUUCUUGGAAAAUUGGAAAAGGAUAUGGGUGCUAACAUUGUGGAUAUCCAUUUGCAUCGCUCUCUUCACUUGGAAAUUUCUACAGUAUAAACGCAGAGCCGUGUUCGAGGUCUUGGGUUCUUGUGUUUCUGUGGCCAAAGGCAGCGCAGAGACCUUGAAAUUCAACAUGGCUCUCAUUCUCUUGCCUGUUUGUAGGAACACUAUCACUUGGCUACGGACCAACUCCAAGCUUGGGUCCGUUGUUCCAUUUGAUGACAAUAUCAACUUCCACAAGGUUAUUGCGUUUGGGAUCGCCAUUGGAGUAGGCUUACAUGCCAUUUCUCACCUGGCAUGUGACUUUCCGCGUUUGCUGCAUGCAAAAUAUGUAGAGUAUGAGCCAGUGAAAAAGUUUUUCGGGGACGAGAGGCCAGACAAUUACUGGUGGUUCGUUAAAGGAACAGACGGAUGGACCGGAGUGACCAUGGUGGUUCUAAUGGUAAUAGCAUACGCCUUGGCUCAAUCGUGGUUCAGACGCAACCGGACAAGCCUACCAAAAACGUUGAAACGGUUAACCGGUUUCAACGCGUUUUGGUACUCACACCAUUUAUUUGUCAUCGUUUAUGUGCUUCUAAUCGUGCAUAGCUACUUUAUUUAUCUCUCCAAGAAAUGGUAUGAAAAAACGACGUGGAUGUAUCUGGCUGUUCCAACGAUAUUGUAUGCGUGUGAAAGAUUGAUACGUUUGUUUAGAUCAGGGUCCAAGGCGGUAACCAUUUUGAAGGUUGCGGUAUAUCCAGGAAACGUACUUUCGCUUUACAUGUCAAAACCUAAAGGGUUCAAGUAUAGAAGUGGGCAGUACAUAUAUGUUAACUGCUCCGACGUCUCACCAUUUCAAUGGCAUCCGUUUUCAAUUACUUCGGCUUCUGGAGACGAGUUCCUCAGCAUUCAUAUCCGCACCCUCGGCGAUUGGACAUCACAACUCAAAUGCUUAUUUUCGAAGGUUUGUCAACCUCCGUCAACAAGUCAAAGUGGGCUCUUCACAGCUGACUUAGUUCAAGCCAAUAACAUAACCAGGUUUCCGAGGCUUUUGAUCGAUGGUCCAUAUGGCGCCCCAGCACAAGACUACCGAAACUACGAUGUAUUGCUUCUGGUAGGCCUAGGUAUCGGAGCGACCCCAUUAAUCAGUAUACUUAAGGACGUUCUUAACAACAUCAAGAAUCACAAAUCCAUUGAAGAAGGCACAAGCCACAAUGUCAAUAGAAGCAACACAAAACGAGCUUAUUUCUAUUGGGUAACAAGAGAGCAAGGAUCUUUAGAAUGGUUUAGUGAGGUCAUGAACGAGGUAGCUGAGUAUGAUAGUGAGGGAAUUAUUGAGCUACAUAACUACUGCACGAGCGUCUAUGAGGAAGGAGACGCGAGAUCAGCACUAAUCACGAUGUUGCAGUCAUUGCACCACGCCAAGAACGGCAUUGAUAUUGUGUCAGGUACUCGGGUCCGGACCCAUUUCGCAAGACCCGAUUGGCGCAGCGUUUUCAAGCAUGUCGCGGUGAACCACAUCAAUCAACGAGUUGGGGUUUUCUACUGUGGUAAAUCAUGCAUCAUAGGAGAGUUGAAGGACUUCGACCAAGAUUUCUCUAGGAAAACUUCGACCAAGUUUGAGUUCCACAAGGAAAAUUUUUAAUUUCAAGUUCAUCAUUAGUAUUUUAAGAACACAGUGUCUUUGAUAAAAACUUACCUAUCUAUACUGGUUUGGUUUGUAUAAUUAUAAUAACUACUUUCUGACAGCUCGAAAGCAUUAA